AUGGGUUCCCUGGCCCUGCAGCUGUGCGCUCUCUCCUGCCUGGUGGCUCACUUGGUUUCUGGCAGCCCCAUCAUGAGCCUGGAGCAGUCGCCUCUGGAAGAAGAUAUGCCCCUCUUUGAUGAUGUCUUCUCUGAGCAAGAUGGUGUCGACUUCAACACAUUGCUACAGAGCAUGAAGAAAGAGUUUCUCAAGACAUUGAACCUGUCGGACAUCCCCAUGCAAGAUUCAGCCAAGGUUGACCCACCAGAGUACAUGCUGGAACUCUACAACAAAUUUGCGACAGAUCGGACCUCCAUGCCAUCUGCCAACAUCAUUAGGAGUUUCAAGAAUGAAGAUCUGUUUUCCCAACCAGCCAGUUUUAAUGGACUCCGAAAAUACCCUCUCGUCUUCAAUGUGUCCAUCCCUCACCAUGAAGAGGUCAUCAUGGCUGAACUCAGGUUGUACACCCUGGUGCAAAGAGAUCGCAUGAUGUAUGAAGGAGUGGACCGGAAAAUCACCAUUUUUGAAGUACUAGAGAGCAAAGGGGACCAUGAGGGUGAAAGAAACAUGCUGGUCUUGGUGUCAGGGGAGAUCUAUGGAACCAACAGUGAGUGGGAGACUUUUGAUGUCACUAAUGCCAUCAGGCACUGGCAAAAGUCAGGCUCAUCCACUCACCAGCUGGAGGUCCACAUUGAGAGCAAGCAGGAAAUGGAGGAUGCUGGCAGGGGACAACUGGAAAUAGACACGAGUGCCCGGAAUAAGCACGUCCCUUUGCUUGUCGUGUUUUCUGAUGACCAAAGCAGUGAGAAGGAGCGGAAGGAGGAACUGAAUGAAAUGAUUGCCCACGAGCAACUUCCGGAGAUGGACAACCUGGGACUGGACAGUUAUUCCAGCGGACCCGGGGAAGAGGCUUUGCUGCAGAUGAGGUCAAACAUCAUCUAUGACUCCACUGCCCGUAUCAGAAGGAACGCGAAAGGAAACUACUGCAAGAGGACCCCGCUUUACAUCGACUUCAAGGAGAUUGGCUGGGACUCUUGGAUCAUCGCCCCGCCUGGAUACGAAGCCUAUGAAUGCCGUGGUGUUUGCAACUACCCCCUGGCUGAGCAUCUCACCCCCACAAAGCAUGCAAUUAUCCAGGCCUUGGUCCACCUCAAGAAUUCCCAGAAGGCUUCCAAAGCCUGCUGUGUGCCCACCAAGCUGGAGCCCAUCUCCAUCCUCUAUUUAGACAAGGGCGUCGUCACCUACAAGUUUAAAUAUGAGGGCAUGACUGUCUCUGAGUGUGGCUGUAGAUAG
This is a messenger RNA of Hippopotamus amphibius kiboko, 1272 nucleotides long. It is a transcript of the gene BMP10, whose product is annotated as bone morphogenetic protein 10. The transcript is spliced from 2 exons. Gene Ontology annotation, molecular function: cytokine activity; growth factor activity. Lineage: Eukaryota; Metazoa; Chordata; Mammalia; Artiodactyla; Hippopotamidae. Gene Ontology annotation, cellular component: extracellular region. The coding region runs from base 1 to 1272 and encodes 423 amino acids. Gene Ontology annotation, biological process: SMAD protein signal transduction; BMP signaling pathway. The record is from RefSeq and is a predicted model, not a curated record.